Molecule: messenger RNA, 2117 nt
Organism: Metopolophium dirhodum (rose-grain aphid)
Lineage: Eukaryota; Metazoa; Arthropoda; Insecta; Hemiptera; Aphididae
Product: actin-like protein 6A
Exons: 5
Coding region: 164-1453 (429 amino acids)
Biological process (GO): regulation of transcription by RNA polymerase II; nervous system development
Cellular component (GO): NuA4 histone acetyltransferase complex; SWI/SNF complex
Molecular function (GO): chromatin binding
Source: RefSeq, a predicted model, not a curated record
CAUCCCGAUUGUUAUUGUUAUUAUUAUUUUGAGUGUUUGUGAUAACUAUUCGUAUAAUAGGUCACCAUUCUAAAUUUCCAACAUCCACCUUAUAAAUUGUAAAUUGUAUUUUUCAUUAAUAGAAUUGUUGUCUAUUUUCUUUCGUGAACAGUAAAUCAGAAACAUGAAUGUCAAUAUGUUGUAUGGUGGUGACGAAAUCGGUGCGAUCGUGUUCGACUUGGGAUCGCAAUCGAUGCGCAUCGGUGCCGCCCAAGAUGAUGCCCCAAAAUGGGAAAUACCGUCUAUGGUUGGCAUAUUGAACGACGGUACACCAGAUACGAGUGUGUUGGAACCAGGUGCGAAAUCCGUCAACCGGAUCAAUGGGAACACAAAAUAUUUCACUGAUGUUACGUCAUUGCGUGUCCCUCGUAAAGACAAAGAAGUGAUAAACUGUAUGAAAGACGGCAUGAUCGAUGAUUGGGAUUUAUUCGAAAAGAUUGUUGAUUACUCUUACUCAAAAUGCUUACAUACAGAGUCAAAGUAUCAUCCAGUAUUAUUUAGUGAAUCACCAUUAAAUACUAAAUCUAAAAGAGAGAAACUGGUGGAAUUAAUGUUUGAAAAAUAUCAUGUGCCGGCUGUAUAUCUAUGUAGAAAUGCUGUAUUAGCUGCAUUUUCUUGUGGUCGUCCUACUAGUAUUAUCGUUGAUAGUGGUGCAGUACACACGUCUGCCAUUCCCGUGCACGACGGCUAUGUAAUACAUUCUGCCGUUGUCAAAUGUCCUUUGGGUGGAAAUUUCAUCAGCAUGCAAUGCAAAGAGUUCCUGGCUGAAAAAAAUAUCGAAGUGACACCACAUUACAUGGUCGCACAAAAAACACCGGUAAAAGAAAAAGAAAAACCAAUAUGGACAAAGAAAAGAACACUACCAGAAGUGACAGACUCUUGGUAUAAUUAUAUGUGUCAGUCAGUUAUUCAAGAUUUUCAGCAUUCUGUGUUGAAAGUAUCUGAAACUCCGUAUGAUGAGAAAAUUGUAUCAACUCUACCAACUUCUCAUUAUGAAUUUCCUAAUGGAUAUAAUCAAGAAUUUGGCAAUGAAAGAUUCAAAAUACCAGAAAUGUUAUUUGAUCCUAGCCCUAAUAUGGGUGGUUCUAUGUUAAGCAUGAGCCAUAUUGUUGUCACUAGCGCAGGGAUGUGUGAUGUGGACAUAAGACCUACCUUAUACAACAACAUUGUUGUCACUGGCGGAAAUUCAUUGAUACAAGGUUUCCCAGAGAGAUUAAAUCGGGAUCUCACAGCUCGUGUACCACCUAGCAUGAGAUUGAAAAUGAUUUCACCUAAUGGAUCUGUUGAGAGGCGAUUUGGUGCCUGGAUUGGUGGUUCAAUAAUAGCAUCAACCGGAACAUUUCAACAAAUGUGGUUUAGCUGUCAAGAAUAUAAUGAUGGAGGCAAAGGUCAAAUUCAUAACAAGUGCAAUUAAUAAUGCCAAUAUGGGUUCCCCUGGUUUGAGCAACGUUUACUAAAAUUACAACUUAUUUACUUUUAUUUUGUACAACUCGUUUGUGCACAGAUUAUAUGCACACAUUUUCACUGAAUAAAAAUAUUAAAAGGGGACAUAGUGGCCAAGUGGACUACGGCGUUGGUUCCAAAUCGGUUCGAAUCUCGACCACGGGCGGCUCCUCUAUCUGGGCAGGCAACAGUCUAGAGAGAGAUGCUGCCAUUCCUCGACUGGACAUGGCAGAAACCUACAGGCGCCUAAUUUGAAAUUCUGCUAGAACCAAACACACGUGUUUACCAAAAACCUACAAUUCCCUCCCUCACAAUUGAAAAACCACCCAAUGGACUAAGUGUACCGUUACAACCGUUAUAACCUAACCCAGAGUUUCUUAAACUGUGUUCCACGGAACCCUGGAGUUCCGCAGAGUUCCGCAAUUUAUUGCCGUUUAUUAUGAUAUUAUGUAUUUAUUUAUAUAUAUUAAACUGGUUGUAAAACCCUUUAGCAAAAUACAAAAUAAUUAUGUGUACAUUUUCUGCUAAACUUAGUAAUAAGAUUAUUAUUGGAUGUAUUUCGUACUCAACAUUUGUUUGUUUGGUUGAUUUUUAUAUUUAUGAUGUAAUGUACAAUUUAUUUUAUAAUUUUAGAU